GCCACUAAAUCAGUCUAAGUAAAUGUCAACAGUCGUCGUUAAUUGAAACCAGAAGGCCAACUUUUCGAAUCUGUGAAAUUCCACCGUAAAACCAAAACCCUGAAACCGCCCCCGGGUUUCUGCUUUCGGUGGAUCCAGAGUUCCAGACUCCUAAAUAUAUUCAUCUCCCAUCUCACAACCCAUCACAACAAAUUCUCAAAUUCCCCUCCUGAAGAUCCCUUUGGAUCUUUGAUUCCUCCUAACCCUUUCAAAACCCAUUUCUUCUCUGAUUUGAUUUCGCUUUGUUUUGAUCUUUGAUCGUAUCUUAGUCGAUCAUAACAUUAAUGGAAACCAAAAUUGGUUCAAUUGGUUCAUGUAAGCCCGUCUGUAACGACGUGGGUAGUAUACCUUCCUCUGGUGUUUCUGUUGUCCAGAACUCGGUGGUGCCAUCUUUGAUAGCUUCUUCCGAGGCCACACUCGGUCGCCACCUCGCUCGUCGACUUGUCCAGAUCGGUGCCACGGAUGUCUUCUCUGUUCCUGGUGACUUCAAUCUUACUCUGCUUGAUCACCUCAUCGCAGAGCCUGGGCUUAAUCUCAUUGGCUGUUGUAAUGAGCUCAACGCUGGGUAUGCUGCUGAUGGAUUUGCUCGUUGCCGUGGUGUCGGUGCCUGUGUUGUUACUUUCACCGUCGGUGGGCUUAGCGUUCUCAACGCCGUUGCUGGUGCUUACAGUGAGAAUCUCCCUGUUAUUUGUAUCGUUGGAGGGCCCAACUCAAAUGACUAUGGCACUAACAGAAUCCUCCACCACACCAUCGGAUUGCCCGAUUUCAGCCAAGAGCUUCGAUGCUUCCAUGCUGUCACCUGCUAUCAGGCGGUAGUGAAUAACUUGGAAGACGCACAUGAAUUGAUCGAUACGGCCAUUUCAACUGCUUUGAAAGAAAGCAAGCCUGUUUAUAUUAGCAUUAGCUGUAACUUACCGGCGAUCCCUCAUCCUACCUUCAGCCGGGAACCCGUCCCCUUCGCCCUUUCUACCAGAUUGAGUAAUCAGAUGGGUCUAGAAGCAGCCGUUGAGGCCACCGCGGCGUUCCUAAACAAGGCCGUCAAACCAGUCUUGGUGGGUGGGCCAAAACUCCGAGUGGCAAACGCCUGCGAAGCCUUUAUGGAGCUUGCAAAUGCCUGUGGCUAUCCUGUUGCUGCAAUGCCUUCUGCAAAAGGGAUGGUGCCAGAGCACUACCCUAAAUUCAUCGGCACUUACUGGGGCGCUGUGAGCACUGCUUUCUGUGCUGAAAUCGUUGAAUCUGCUGAUGCUUACAUCUUUGCCGGACCCAUUUUUAACGAUUACAGCUCAGUGGGUUACUCACUUCUGCUCAAGAGGGAGAAGGCAAUCAUUGUUCAACCUGAUCGUGUGGUGAUCCCCAAUGGACCUUCAUUUGGGUGUAUUCUAAUGAAGGAUUUCUUUAAGGCUCUUGCCAAGAAGCUCAAGUUCAACCCAACUGCUUAUGAGAACUACCACCGUAUCUAUGUCCCUGAUGGGCUUCCCAUUAAAUCUGCACCCAAGGAACCCCUGAGGGUUAAUGUUCUGUUCAAGCACAUACAAGCGAUGCUGUCUAGUGACACUGCUGUGAUCGCCGAGACAGGGGAUUCAUGGUUCAACUGCCAGAAGCUGAAACUGCCGGAAGGUUGCGGGUAUGAAUUCCAGAUGCAAUAUGGAUCAAUUGGGUGGUCAGUUGGAGCAACACUAGGAUAUGCACAAGCUGCAAAGGAUAAGCGAGUCAUUGCCUGCAUUGGAGAUGGGAGCUUCCAGGUGACAGCACAAGAUGUGUCCACAAUGAUACGUUGUGGGCAGAGAACCAUCAUCUUCCUUAUUAACAAUGGUGGAUACACUAUAGAGGUUGAGAUCCAUGAUGGGCCAUAUAAUGUGAUUAAGAACUGGAACUACACCGCAUUGGUGGAUGCAAUCCAUAAUGGUGAAGGGAAGUGCUGGACCACUAAGGUACGAUGUGAAGAGGAGCUUGUGGAAGCAAUCGAAACAGCCACAGGACCUGAAAAGGACUCUUUGUGCUUCAUAGAAGUUAUUGUGCACAAGGAUGAUACAAGCAAAGAGCUACUUGAGUGGGGAUCAAGGGUCUCUGCUGCAAAUAGCCGACCACCAAAUCCUCAGUAGAUUCCAGUUUGCAACUCUUGAAUCGAUUUUUAGGCGGCGGUUUUUUUCUGUUAAUUCAUUUAUGAUUAUAGGCUAUAGUCUUUUGUUCAUCAUUUUGCUUUUGUUGCAGAGUAGUAUGACUAGAUUUUGCAUAUUUCAUUGUUUGCAAUUUGAAGUUAAUAUUAGCCAAAAAGUUCUCUGCCA
Macadamia integrifolia is the source of this 2324-nucleotide messenger RNA. RefSeq names its product pyruvate decarboxylase 2. Gene Ontology annotation, molecular function: magnesium ion binding; carboxy-lyase activity; thiamine pyrophosphate binding. The record is from RefSeq and is a predicted model, not a curated record. The transcript is spliced from 6 exons. Lineage: Eukaryota; Viridiplantae; Streptophyta; Magnoliopsida; Proteales; Proteaceae. Bases 324 to 2141 code for a protein of 605 amino acids.